AGUGAUACUGACACCAAAAAAUUUCUUUUUAAAAAAUGAAUCUGCAUCCAAACCUACCUAUGGGUCAUGUUGACCAUUUUUUCCUGAAUGUUCUGUGUCUCUAAGUAAAUCUUACUGAAGUUCCUGGCCCCGACUGUCUGACAGCCCGACUGUUUCUUCUCUAGCUGUCUGUCAGAAGUGGAGCUUUCUGACGUCACAAACUGGUAGGAGCCUCCCCUUACACAUUCCCUUCCUUUGAGCCAGCAUCUGUACCUGACCCUCACAUGUGACCUUUUUCUUUUCCUUUCCGGAUCCCUUUGAUGUUUAACUGGUCCGUCUGCUGCCUGUGAGUUUUAUUUCACCUUAGCCGUUUCCUAUCCUCACUGGGCUCUUCGUCCCUCUCCCUCGCCCCCCCCCCCCUCGAGCAUGGAUAACUAAUGCAGGCAGGCUUGUGCGCUCCGUUAACUGCCUGCUUCAGGACUCUUCCCCUUACACGUAAUUGCAGGACCUUGCAAUUGGAUGAUUCCUUUCCUGUUUUUUUUUCUGAAGAAAGAGAAGAGGAAAGAUGGCUGCCCUAUUAAACUUUAGUUGAUAUGCUCGUUCUGCUUGCAACUGUGAAUUCCAGGGGAACAUACUGGAAAUUGGUGAAAUCAUUCAGAUAGAAGAUGAUCUUCAUGCAUGUUUAACAGUCAAAUGUGAUUUGAAUGGAACAACUACGCACCCAUGCUAUAUGACCACUACAGGUAUUACAGCACUCCAUAUAACAUCUUCAGGAUUUUCAAAAAAUGUUACAGGUUCUGCAAAAGUUUCAACAUCUGCAGUUUCUUCUAAAGUAUCUGCCUCCACUACACACCACACAAGUCUAUCAUCAUUAGAACAGCCUUCUACAGUUUUAACAUCUUCCAAUCCAGUGGCUUCAAUAGCAAUAUCCUUUGGAUUUGCAACAUCUUCUAGAGGGCCUUUGAAACAUCCAACACAAACUCCAUCAGUAUCUACAGGUACCACUGCAGUUACCUACACAACUGCAGUAUCCACUAUUGAACCUACACAUCAAGAGCAAUCCAGUUUGUUUACUAAAAUUAUUGGUUCAUCUUUUAUAACAACUCAACUAGCAAAAUCCCCCAGUAUUCCCUCUAGAACAUCAGGACCUUCUAUCUUUUCAACAUUAAUAACCACUAUGUCCCCAACUGCCAUACUUUCAGCAUCUACAUUGUCAACAGCAGAAAAAUCCAGUGUUUCACAUUCAACUUCACCAGCUAGAUCAACGAUUUUUACAACUCAUCUUCCAUUAAAAUCCACUGCAGCUCUGACAAAAAUAUCAGCAUCUUCUAAAAGGCACACAAGUUUUGUAACUAAAACAACAGAAGCAUCUACUCUAGCAACUACUAUUACUGUUGCUGAAUCAUCUAUACCUUAUAGAACUUCGAAAAUGUCAACACUGUCUUCAACUACCUCUUCAGGUCCUUACACAACAUCUGCAGGAGUUGCAAAAACUCCAACAGGUCCCUCUAAAGUUUCAACCUCUACAGUUUCUUCUAAAGCGCCAACUUCCUCUAUACUAACCUAUGAAGGUAUAACAUCACCUGGACAACCUUCCACAGUUGUAACAUCUUCCAGUGUUGCAAGUUCACCAGUAGAAUCCUCAAGAACCACAACAUCUACUAGAGGGCCUUUGAAACAUCCGACACAAACUCCAUCAGUAUCCACAGGUCCCACUGCAGUUACCUACACAACUGCAGUAUCCACUAUUGAACCUACACAUCAAGAGCAAUCCAGUUUGUUUACUAAAAUUAUUGGUUCAUCUUUUAUAACAACUCAACUAGCAAAAUCCCCCAGUAUUCCCUCUAGAACAUCAGGACCUUCUAUCUUUUCAACAUUAAUAACCACUAUGUCCCCAACUGCCAUACUUUCAGCAUCUACAUUGUCAACAGCAGAAAAAUCCAGUGUUUCACAUUCAACUUCACCAGCUAGAUCAACGAUUUUUACAACUCAUCUUCCCUUAAAAUCCACUGCAGCUCUGACAAAAAUAUCAGCAUCUUCUAAAAGGCACACAAGUAUUGUAACUAAAACAACAGAAGCAUCUACUCUAGCAACUACUAUUACUGUUGCUGAAUCAUCUAUACCUUAUAGAACUUCAAAAAUGUCAACACUGUUUUCAACUACCUCUUCAGGUCCUUACACAACAUCUACAGGAGUUGCAAAAACUCCAACAGGUCCCUCUAAAGUUUCAACCUCUACAGUUUCUUCUAAAGCGCCAACUUCCUCUAUACUAACCUAUGAAGGUAUAACAUCACCUGGACAACCGUCCACAGUUGUAACAUCUUCCAGUGUUGCAAGUUCACCAGUAGAAUCCUCAAGAACCACAACAUCUUCUAGAGGGACUUUGAAAAAUGUUACUUCAGCAGUAUCCACAGUUCCCACUAAAGUUAUCUACAGUACUGCAGUAUCCUCUGUUGUGCCCUCAACUCUAUGGCACGCGAGUAUUGAGACAAAAGUUAUCAGCUCAACUGCUACAACAACCAGUCAUGUGAAAUCCUCCAGUAUUCCAUCUACACACUCAGAAGCUUCUAUACAUUCAACAGUAACUUCCAAAAUUCUCCCAACUACCAAAGAAACAUUAAAAACUUCAUCCACUCCUAAAGAGUUCUCCAAAAUAUCAACAUCUGCAUUUUCCACAGCAAAACAAUCCAGUGUUUCAAGUUCAAUUCCACUUACAGCAUCCCUUGAAACCUCAAAAGUUUUUAAGUCAUCAACUGGAUCAACUUUUUUAACAACUUUUGCUCCAUUAAAAUCCACUGUAGAGCUUUCAAAAACAUCAAUAUCAUCUAAAAGGCAGUCCAGUACUGUAUCUAAAACAACUGGGCCAUUCACUGUUGCAACUAGUGUUGCAGAAUCCUUUAGUAUUUCAGUAAUACCAUCUCAUGCUACGAAUAUUACUAUUACAAAACAUCCUUAUAUAACAUCUGUAAAAUUUUCAAAACCUACAACAGGUCCUUCCAAAGUUUUAACAGCUGAAGGUUCUUCUAAAGUACCUUCAUCUUCCAUACAAGCUUACAAAAGCCCAUCUUCAUCACAGGAAGCUUCAUCUAUUAGAACAACUAGUCUCGCAAAAUCCCCAAGUGCUGCAGCUAGAUCAUCAGGACCUUUAACAUUUUCACGCUCAAUCCCACCAUCCACUCCUGCACUAUUUUCUAAAGUUUUAGAAUCACCAUUUUCAACAACAGAACAAUACAGUGUUUCUAGCUCAACUUUGCUUACAGAAUUCCCUGGUAAAACUUCAGAAGUUUCAAUAUCACCAUCAUCACCAGCAAAAACAACGCUUUCAAAAUCAUUCAGUGUUAUUUCAGAGACUUUCAAAAGUUCAGCACUUCUUUCCAAAGGCUCCACAUCUCCUGAAAAAGCCAUUACAAUUUCACCGACCCUGAAAACUUCCAAAGUUUCAUCUUCCCCUUUAGUACACACAACUACUGGAACUAAAACGACAGGAUAUUUUUUAUUGACAACUACUCAUGUAAAAGCACCCACAGCUUUAACAAUGACUUCAAAACUUUCUAUGGCUUCAAUAUUUCCUUCAAAAGGCCCACUAACAACUGAAAAAGUUUCAGUUACAUCUUUAAGACCCUCUAAAGACUCAGCAUCUGCAUUUAUAACAGUUACAACAACUGCAAAACCAACCAUAGCUAUUUCUCUUGCAAAAACAUCUAGUGCUCAAAAUACCACUUCAGGAAUUCCUUCCAUAAAAUCUACAAUUUCAGAAAAAUUAUCUGGAUUUACAACAAUAGCUACAAGAUUGCCCACUAAAGAAACUAACUAUACAAAAUCCUCUAGUUUCCCUUCUUCAUCUGCAGAGACAUCCUUGUCUCAUGAAGUGACUUUUGAAGAAUUAACAAAAGAACCAAGUGAGAGUCUUUCUACAACAAAAAAAAGUGAACUUCAAACUGAGCAUGAUUUUGGACAAUAUACAUCAACCUUAACCAUUACAUCUGGAAAGUCUGAUGCUAUUCAGAAACCUUCUUUUUCAAAAUGUGUCAAUAUUACAUGUUCUAAAAAUGGCGAACUCAAUGUGGAAACUGUAAAAUGUCCUCAGCUGCUAGAUGUAACUUGCAAUGAUGGAAAGCCACCUAUGAAGAUAUAUGACCAAGAUGGCUGCUGCUACUUUUAUGAAUGCAGAUCUUGUGUGGGGUUCAAUGGGCAAAAACGAAAUCUUGGAGAAACCUGGACAGAACAUUGCCAAGAAUGCACUUGUGAUAAGAAAACAGCUACGAUUAUCUGCAUGCCCACUGAAUGUCCAGAGCUUGACUACAGUAAAUGUGAUAAACCUUGGUUGGAACCUUUCGUACUUCUGACUGAGAAAGAUCGUUGCUGUGGAAGCAUUGAAUGCCGUUGUCUACCUUUACAAUGCAACACAACACUAGGAGACUGCCCAUUAGGCUACGCACAUGUUAACACCUCUGCAGAUGAUUGUUGUAUUACCUAUGAAUGCAGGCCAAUGAAUGUGUGUUUGGUUGAAGGAGCUGUGUACCAGGUUGGGAAUUCUGUAUGGACCUCAGCAUCUUGUCAAAACUGUGAAUGCACAGAUAAAAAGGACCCUGAGAGUGGAUUUAAUAUUGUUGAUUGUUAUCCGAUCCUAUGCGCAAUAUUUUGUCCACAAGGAUUUUAUUACCAAGAAUCAAGCAAUAGUUGCUGUGGACAGUGUGUGCAGGUGUCUUGUCCUGUAAAAGAUGCAAACGGAACUGUUUAUUUAAUACAGCCUGGGGAAACACAUGUACUCUCAAAUGAUAACUGUACCCAUCACACAUGUGAGAAUAUUGAUGGACUGUUAGUGACAUCUACUCAGAAGCAAAUUUGUCCUGAGCUCAAUGAAGAGGAAUGUGAGCCUGAUUCAGUAAUGAAAGGGCCAGAUGGCUGCUGUAAUAUUUGUAGAGUUCCCAAGACUUGCAGAGUUCAAACAAAACAAACUUUAAUUUCUUAUAAAGGCUGCAGUGCUAACGUGACGCUUUCAUACUGUAAAGGGGCAUGUCUAAGUUUUGAAGAGUUCUCAUUGGACAAACUAAGUAUGAACAGGACUUGUGGGUGCUGUCAGGAACUUGAGGCAGAGGAACAGAAUAUUGAUCUCACCUGUUCUGACGGAGAAAGCAAUGUUUCCUUCAAUUUCACUACUGUAAGAAGAUGUGGCUGUACCAGCGCCGAGUGCACUCCAUUAAACCCCACAGUCCUAUAUCAAACCCCCUAAUUUAUUAGUUAGAAGAGGACACUGUUACAUGAUACAACUGUCAGUUAAAAGCUUGCUAUAAAGUAACAUGAACCUUUUUACUAUCCCUGUGUUAAUCUAGAAUAAAAGCCGUUUAACUACCUGCAUGUUUAAAUAUGUUACCUUUAGAUAAAUUUAGGAAUAAUCUGAUUCUAAAAAGCUUGUUAACAGUUUAAAUUAAUAGUAAAUGCAUACUUACAGAGACCAUCUAAAUAAAAAGGUACUAGCUUUUA
Molecule: messenger RNA, 5463 nt
Organism: Xenopus tropicalis (tropical clawed frog)
Lineage: Eukaryota; Metazoa; Chordata; Amphibia; Anura; Pipidae
Product: mucin-5AC-like
Exons: 15
Coding region: 710-5212 (1500 amino acids)
Source: RefSeq, a predicted model, not a curated record